Paramecium tetraurelia is the source of this 2193-nucleotide messenger RNA. RefSeq lists its product as uncharacterized. Lineage: Eukaryota; Ciliophora; Oligohymenophorea; Peniculida; Parameciidae. The transcript has 4 exons. The record is from RefSeq and is a predicted model, not a curated record.
AUGAAAUAAAAUACAGAUAACGACAACUACUCAGUUGAUGGUUGGAAUUUCGAUGAACAGUCCAAUUUCAUUAAAUACACCAAAUUUGUUAUUCCCUUUGCUAUCCUCAUCAACAUUUAUCUUAUAGUGAUUACCUUCCUUUACAAGUCCAUCUAUCCACCAUACUUCUAUGAGAUAUUACUAUACACCUCCAUCUAUGGGAUAACUCUGUCGAUCUUCAAUCUAUUCUGGAAAUAAGAAAAGGACACGGUAAUUAGACAACUAUCAUUUGUAUUAAAUGGCUUAAUGAUUAUUAUGGCAAUCUCCCUGAUGAUAUUCUUUAUUGCCUCAUUCGAAGCUGAUUACAAUUAUAAAAUUGGUGAGAAUUCCAGUUAUAUCAAUCAAAUUCAAGAAUGGCAACAAUUUACACUCCUAUUCCGAUCAAUCCUAUUGGCUUUUUUCCUACUUCUAAUAUCAUAUUUUUACAUCACCUAUAGUCUCUACCUUUGUUAAGAUUAGCAGAAUCUCAUGAUAGCUUUGCAUAUAUACAAUACACUAUUUUUCAUUACUGGAAUUGCAAUCAAUCACUAUUCAAAACUCGUUGGAUUCUAAUUAAUUUUAUUGCUCUUAUUAAUCUCCACCAGUGCAUUAGUCUACAGUGCUAAUCUGAAAAAGAUCAAGGUGGCUUACUUUACUAUUGGAGCUAUUUUAUUGUUUUAUUUGGUACUCAAUCAAUACAAACACUUUUCAAAUGUCAGACAAGCCAAAUAAAAUAAGGUAUCAGUCUUAAAUGAUUGCUCAGCUCAUUUAAGAAAUCUGCACAUGGACUUCUUAUUUGCCAAUACUAAUUGCUAAAAGUAUUAAGAAAGUACAUCUUGUAAUGAUGAUGAAAAAGCCUUCAUGUGGGAAAUGGAUUCCAAAAUACCUAUUUCUUAGAGAGAUACAAAGUUAGGAUGUCUGAAUCUAAACUGUUGUGGAAUAGUGGCUGACAGAUCCAAAUUCAAAUUGAAUGUCGUCACUUUAGUUCAUUAGUUAAUUGGUUUUGCUACUCUGACACUUAUCUUGUACAUCUCAUAGAAACCUCCAUUGUUGAAUACGGAAAUUAAAAUCUAUGAUUUCGUUUUUGGAACUAUUCAGCUAUUUCUAAUCAUAAUAACAAUCUUCUUAUUCAGUAAAGAGAUCAAUUAGGAUAUCAAUAAAUUUAAUUCAGUUUCAACUUCCAAAUAUUUGGAUAUCCCUAAAGGAUGUAGUCAAAUCAAGAAUUUUGUUACUCUUAACUGUUAAUUUAUGUACUGUGAUAACAUUGAGUUAACACUCAAAACAGACUUUCCAAUGAAUUAUUAUAGAUUAAGUAAUUCUAAAGACUUUUAUGUUGAUGAUUCCAAUUUCACAGAAUUAAAAUUUAUAGGUAAAUUUGAUGCCAUCUAAAAUUACAUCUAUUAAAAUAUUUAUAUGUGUGUUACUAGUAGAACAGUUAAUAUUGACUUUACAAUUAAAAAAUAGACUAGAUUGCUCAAAGAAAAUAGUUAAACUAAUCUGAUUUAGAAUUAAGACAUACUUAAAUAACUCUAAUCAGUUCGAUUUUGGAAGUUAGACAUUUAACUAAACAUUAAUUAAAACUACACCAUCAAAUUACUUAAUCCAAUAACCAAUACUGAAUAUUUGUAGAUUCAAAAUUAGAAUACUUUAAAUUUUGUAUAGGAAUAAUCCUACAUAUUAAUAAUUUAAUCAAAAGGAUAUAUUCCUUAUGAAUAAAACAUAUUUAUUAACUAGAACACCUCAUUGAAUAUAAAUCUAAUCAAAUAAUAGAAAUAACUAUCAAUUAUUCUACAAGGAUCUAAAUAAUCAAUGUUAGGUACAACAUUUGCCACCAGUAUUUACAAAUAAUACACAACAACAAAAUGGAUUGGAUCUAAUAAUUACAUGAAUCUAGAAUAUGUUGAUGAUAAAACUUAAUUAAUAACUGUGGAUGAAGUUGAUUAUCCCAUUUUGGUAUUUGUUAUAAAUCCAAAUUACGAUGCAAUAUUAUCAAUUUAUGAUGAAGAUAGACUAUUAUACAAAUCAUACACUAACCAAUAAAAUAACACAUAAUAAGUGUUAUGUUUAUAGGGCAAUAGUAUAAAUUAUUUAAGAUCACAAACAACAACAACUAAAUUAUUGCCUAAUAGUCUUAUAUGUUAAUGAUUACUAUUUAAUAAUUAUUAAUAAGCUAUA